This is a messenger RNA of Vitis riparia (riverbank grape), 1279 nucleotides long. Its product is annotated as peroxisomal 2,4-dienoyl-CoA reductase. Bases 62 to 955 code for a protein of 297 amino acids. NCBI's taxonomy places the organism in Eukaryota, Viridiplantae, Streptophyta, Magnoliopsida, Vitales, Vitaceae. Gene Ontology annotation, biological process: fatty acid catabolic process. The transcript has 5 exons. Gene Ontology annotation, molecular function: 2,4-dienoyl-CoA reductase (NADPH) activity. The record is from RefSeq and is a predicted model, not a curated record.
UAUGCAAAACAGAAAGAAAUAGAGGAAGAGGGAGAAGGGGGGGUGGUGCCGAGCUGCUUCAAUGGAGUCACCGUUCAAAGCAGAUGUACUGAAAGGGAAAGUGGCCCUUCUCACAGGAGGAGGAUCGGGAAUUGGGUUCGAGAUAUCCACCCAAUUUGGGCUCCAUGGAGCCUCCAUCGCCAUCAUGGGUCGCCGCAAGCAAGUCCUUGACUCCGCCGUUUCAGGCCUCUGUUCCCAAGGAAUUCCGGCUGUUGGAUUUGUGGGUGAUGUUCGCAAGCAGGAAGAUGCAAAAAGAGUUGUGGAAUCAACUGUCAAGCAUUUUGGCAGGCUUGACAUUCUUGUGAAUGCUGCAGCUGGCAAUUUUCUUGUCUCAUCUGAGGAUUUGUCCCCAAAUGGGUUUCGAACAGUUAUGGAUAUUGAUUCUGUUGGUACAUUUACUAUGUGCCACGAAGCACUCAAGUAUCUUAAGAAAGGAGGACCAGGAAGGAGCUUUUCUAGUGGUGGAUCAAUAUUGAAUAUAAGUGCUACUUUGCAUUAUACAGCAGCUUGGUAUCAAAUCCAUGUAUCUGCAGCCAAGGCAGCGGUUGAUGCCACAACUAGAAACUUGGCACUGGAAUGGGGGACCGACUAUGAUAUCAGAGUUAACGGGAUUGCACCAGGCCCCAUCGGUGAUACUGCUGGCAUGAGUAAACUUGCACCUGAAGAGAUCAGCAAUAAAGCUAGAGAGAUUAUGCCUCUGUAUAAACUUGGGGAGAAAUGGGAUAUCGCCAUGGCUGCUCUCUACCUGGCUUCUGAUGCUGGUAAAUACAUCAAUGGAACCACUCUUGCAGUUGAUGGAGGACUUUGGCUGAGUCGACCUCGCCAUUUACCAAAAGAGGCAGUGAAGCAGCUCUCUAGAGCAGUGGAAAAGAGGUCCAGAGGUGUUCCUGUUGGGGUUCCAAAGAGCAAGCUAUAGCAUGUUCAAUCAAGGUAUGAUAUCCCUGGAUCCAAUGAUGAACCUACAACCGAUAUCAUUCAACCAUUCAGACUUCUACACAUUAAGCUCGGUUAAUAACCAAGCUUAAUGAAGGUAUUUUUCUGGGUCUGAGACUUUCUACCCAGUCCUACAAUUAAUAAUGUACAAUGAUUUCAAAAGGGGUUUGAUCACCUUACGGAUAACUGAAUUCGGUAAUGUAUUCAUGCAUUUUCAGAUCUUUAAUAGACUUGCUAUUGUCCUAGCCUAAACAUCUUGUUACUUGAUGUAUUAUGUUCUAUAUAACCUAAACAUCUUAUUACUUGA